Molecule: messenger RNA, 1374 nt
Organism: Mesocricetus auratus (golden hamster)
Lineage: Eukaryota; Metazoa; Chordata; Mammalia; Rodentia; Cricetidae
Gene: CUNH6orf201
Product: chromosome unknown C6orf201 homolog
Exons: 8
Coding region: 145-852 (235 amino acids)
Source: RefSeq, a predicted model, not a curated record
GAUUAAACUGGAGUCAAAUUGUUCUAGCUCACUUGUCAUCCUUCCUGACUGCUGAGGAAGAAGAAACAGCUAUCCACUCACUCCAAGCCUGGCGCUUGUAGAAGCUAGAAGAAGGUGUUGGAACCCCUGGAACUGGAGUUACAAAUGGUUGUAAACUGCCGGGGGGACACUGCUUUGGAAAUAACUCCUGCUGGCCUGCUGUGGGUAGCCAUCAUGGAAACAGCCAACAUCAAUCCUUCACUCAUAAAUUUAGGUCAGGAGACAUCAAAAAAUUAUGCCCAGCCCGACAUCCUGUGCCACACAUUUGACUUCCUCUCUAACCUUCACAAGUUGCUCCCAAAUCAUAUGGCGGAAGUGCUUCAUUCCUACAGAAGUGAAAGUGACAAAAUCAAAUGUGAGAAUUGUGAAUUCUCUGGCUUGGAAAAGAUCUUAGCAAGACGUCAGUUGCCAAAAGAGGUUAGUCUGACUCCAAAGCCAAGUAAAAUGCCUUCAUGGAAAAGAAAAACCAUCAACAAUAUAAGUUGCAACUGGAAGAAAUGUCACAUGUGGAAGAAAAACAUGUAUGAGCCACCCAUGUGCACAAUUGUUGCCAGGUGGGCAAAAAAGAACUUAAAACCUGCAGAGGACUUCAAGUCGGUGAUCCAAAGACUGUCUGCACUAGGCCCAAUUAUCUCAGCCACUCCUUGUGGACGACAAAGUGCCAUCGUGGUGUUCAAAGAUACAAGCUCAGCUUGUAGGGCUGUGAGUGCUUUUCAUACCAUAUCUGCAGGCACAAUGUUCCAGUGCUCAUGGCAGCAUCGAUUCAUGUCAAAAAAAACACUUUGGUCAAGAAAACUUACUUCGAAAAUAUAAUCAGACAACAUAGCUACAAGAAUAUAAUCAGAGAAGCAGCCACAGUUAAGUUGCCAUAAACAGAAAAGCUUCAUUGACUUUCAGAUAUGUAGAAUCUCCUGGAAACUCACAACUUCUAAACAAUGCCCAAUUCCACUAAGUUAAGGAAAUUCUCUAACCUCCUUCUACAAAAAAUAAAGGAAUAAUGCUGAAAUUCUACAGUUGCAUAAAUGAAAGAAAUAAAAGAGAAAUGUGUCCGUGCCCAGGGCAGAGCAUCACCUCCAAUGUUAUGGCGUUCUUUUUGGUGGGCCAGUGGAGCAUGACCUUCGUGAUGCCAUCUUCAGAGGUUACCACAAUGUUCUUAGACUCCUGGACAUCAGCUCCACGCUUUCCCUGGUUAGAGGCUUCAGAUGAAGGACUCAAACUGAAUACCAGAUCCACAUAGUUCUGCCUGGCAGUUUCCUGAGGAUGACGACAACCUCGGCCUUUAAAAUAAACAAUUUGAGAAAUGCACUAUGCUAAUAAAUGCCACCAUGCAAUAAA